GUUGAGAAGGCUGCAUACUGAAGUGAACCAGGAGAUGGGGAGCUACACUACUCGUUUCGCUCCUACAUUCUUGCAGUCAUAAUGUCCUGUAUGUAAUUCUGCGUGGACUUGUCAGUUUUUAGAUGGUAUCUAAACAGUUUCCUGUCAGAAAAUACUUCGUUUCGGGUAUGGGUGUUUAUUUAUGAGAGUACUCUAAUAACUACUUUUUGUUGCACUGCCUUACUGAGAAGAGCGCGUGCUUUGAAGGUGCGUUUUAUGCAUUACAUCUAACAAUGAGAGAGUGCAUCGUGUGCGUAUGGGCGUUUGUCCUGCUGCUAAGGUUACCAACAUGUGCAGGGGAAGAGAUCAGAGACGCCUCUGCGAAUGUUGUGAAUCCCUGUUGCUAUUACCCCUGUCAAAACUGGGGUGUGUGUUUAAGGUUUGGCACUGACCGCUAUGAAUGUGACUGCACUCGCACCGGCUUCUAUGGACAGAAUUGCACUAUCCCUGAGUUCUGGACAAGGGUCUACCUGAAGCUGAAGCCGAGCCCUGAUGUGGUCCACUACAUCCUUACACACUUCCACUGGCUGUGGAGCCUCAUCAACAGGACCUUCCUACGGGACUGGCUCAUGAGGGUGGUCCUCACAGUCAGAGCAAACCUUAUUCCCAGUCCUCCUACCUUCAACUCAAAGUAUGGAUACCUCAGCUGGGAAUCCUACUCCAAUGUCUCCUAUUACACCCGUAUCCUACCCCCUGUGCCUGAAGGCUGCCCCACCCCUAUGGGUGCCAAAGGAAAGUCUGUCCUCCCAGACCCAAAGCUGGUGGUGGAGAAGUUUCUGCUGAGGAGGAAGUUCAGGCCGGAUCCACAGGGAACCAACCUGAUGUUUGCUUUCUUCGCUCAGCACUUCACCCAUCAGUUCUUCAAGACUCAAAACAGCAUGGGCCUGGGCUUCACCAGGGCGUUGGGGCAUGGGGUGGAUGCCGGCCAUGUCUACGGCGAUAAUCUGGUGCGUCAACUGAACCUCCGGCUUCUUAAAGAUGGAAAGAUGAAAUACCAGGUAAUUAAAGGUGAGGUGUACCCUCCAACGAUAGCCGAGGCGCCAGUGAAUAUGAGCUACCCUCGAGGGGUUCCCGACGGGCAGCGCAUGGCCAUUGGGCAGGAGGUGUUUGGGCUGCUGCCAGGCCUCACCAUGUACGCCACCCUGUGGCUGAGAGAACACAACCGCGUCUGUGACAUCCUGAAGGCCGAGCACCCCACCUGGGGGGAUGAGCAGCUCUUCCAGACCACCAGGCUCAUCGUCAUAGGUGAGACUAUCCGGAUAGUGAUCGAGGACUACGUGCAGCACCUGAGCGGCUACCUGUUGGAUCUGAAGUUCGAUCCGGUCCUGCUCUUCAAGUCCACGUUCCAGUACAGGAACCGCAUCGCUGUGGAGUUCAACCAACUGUACCACUGGCACCCCCUUAUGCCAGACAGCUUCCACAUAGACGGAGACGUGGUGCCCUACUCCCAGUUCAUCUUCAACACCUCCAUCGUCACACACUACGGGGUGGAGAAACUGGUGGACGCUUUCUCACGCCAGUGUGCUGGACAGAUAGGAGGUGGGAAGAACAUCCACCCAGUGGUGACCAAGGUGGCCGAGGGUGUUAUUGAAGAGUCCAGGGCUCUGCGUCUCCAACCCUUCAACGAGUACAGGAAGAGGUUCAACCUGAGGCCCUACACAUCUUUCUCUGACUUCACUGGUGAGGAGGAGAUAGCCAGGGAGCUGGAGGAGCUCUAUGGUGACAUCGAUGCGCUGGAGUUCUACCCCGCCCUCAUGCUGGAGAAGACACGCCCCAACGCCAUAUUUGGCGAGAGCAUGGUGGAGAUGGGGGCUCCCUUCUCCCUGAAAGGCCUUCUGGGUAACCCGAUCUGUUCCCCUGAGUACUGGAAGCCCAGCACGUUUGGAGGCCAGACAGGCUUUGAUAUAGUCAACUCAGCCUCGCUGGAGAGACUGGUGUGUCUGAACACUAAGUGGUGUCCGUACGUAGCCUUCAGUGUGCCUCCAGCUGGGCAGGAGCCGCCGCCAAGGAAAACGUCCACUGAACUGUAAGCUAUAGUGAGUUUACUGUAAUCCAUGGAUACGUUAGUGUUGUUGUAUGGUAUUAUUGUAAUGCCCUUGCCCACCUUUGAUGCCUGUACUGUAUAUUAUGUUUACAAUGCAAGGACUGCAUUUAUGAAUCAUCACCAAGUUCCCUAUGUACGUUGUACUUUGUGAACAUGAAAAGUAGCCUGGAUUAAAAACUCGUAAAAUAGUGAAAUAGUUUGUAAUAAGGUUUAUUUGAUAUUAAUUUAGGUCUACAUUACAGUACAUCCAUAAUGAUCUAGCUAUGGUCAUUGAUUUAACAGUAUUUUUGCAAAAAGGUAGAAAUGAAAAUCACAUUGGAAACUGUAUAACAGAAUAUUGUCAAAUGAAGUACAGCAGUAUUAUUGUUGGCCAUUCUUGAGUAAAUAAAAAAUCUAUUUGAUACAG
Messenger RNA from Oncorhynchus tshawytscha (Chinook salmon), 2489 nucleotides. It is a transcript of the gene ptgs1, whose product is annotated as prostaglandin-endoperoxide synthase 1. The transcript has 11 exons. Bases 273 to 2069 code for a protein of 598 amino acids. The record is from RefSeq and is a predicted model, not a curated record. Lineage: Eukaryota; Metazoa; Chordata; Actinopteri; Salmoniformes; Salmonidae. Gene Ontology annotation, molecular function: oxidoreductase activity, acting on single donors with incorporation of molecular oxygen, incorporation of two atoms of oxygen; heme binding; peroxidase activity. Gene Ontology annotation, biological process: cyclooxygenase pathway; response to oxidative stress. Gene Ontology annotation, cellular component: neuron projection; cytoplasm.